Bubalus bubalis (water buffalo) is the source of this 1157-nucleotide messenger RNA. RefSeq names its product interferon induced protein 35 (gene IFI35). Gene Ontology annotation, cellular component: nucleus. The record is from RefSeq and is a predicted model, not a curated record. Lineage: Eukaryota; Metazoa; Chordata; Mammalia; Artiodactyla; Bovidae. Bases 161 to 1000 code for a protein of 279 amino acids. The transcript is spliced from 7 exons.
AAGUGAAAGCAAACAGCCUGCAUAAGGAAGAAGUGUCUUCCAGGCUCCGGUGGGCGAGACCAAAGCUCCUCAAAGUGCAAGCAAGAUUUUAGUUCCUGGGGACUCUGCCGAUGUGUGCCCAGCUCUGAAGGUUCACCUCUUGCCAACCGGAUCCCAGACUAUGUCGCAGGCUCUCCAGGCCCUUCAGGAGGAACAGGCCAGACUAAAGAUGAGGCUGCAGGAGCUGCAGAGGAAUCUCAGGGACUGCCCCCAAGACAAGGUCCCAUUCCCUGUGCCCGAGUCCCCCCUGGUGUUCCGAGGACACUUUGAGGAGGGCAAGGCAAUGGCCAAGUCUGUGGUUUCCCAUGUGCGGAUUUGUUACCCUCUGCCUGGAGGCUCUGCUCUGGUGACCUUUGAUGACCCCAAUGUGGCCAAGCAGGUGCUGCAGCAAAAGGAGCAUCAGAUCAAUGUGGAAGGGUUCCGGCUGAGGGUUCAAGUCCAGCCCCUGGAGCUACCCAUGCUGACUACCAUCCAGGUGUCCAGCCAGAUGAAUGACCAGAGAGUGCUGGUCAGUGGGUUUCCUGCUGGGCUCAAGUUAAGUGAGGAAGAGCUGCUGGACAAGCUGGAGAUCUUCUUUGGCAAGACCAAGAAUGGAGGUGGUGACGUGGAGAUGAGGGAACUGCUGCAAGAGGGUGUCAUGCUGGGCUUUACUGAGGAUAGAGUGGCCCAGCACCUGUGCCAGAUGGGCCAGUUCAUGGUGCCACUGGGUAAACAGCAGUCCUGUCUGAGAGUCUCUCCCUAUAUGAGCGGGAAAAUCCAGAAGGCCGAGGUCAGGCCCCAGCCUGUGCCCCAGUCGGUGCUGGUGCUCAACAUUCCUGAUGUCCUGGAUGGCCCGGAGCUACAAGACGUCCUGGAGAUCCACUUCCAGAAACCCACCCGUGGUGGCGGGGAGGUGGAAGCUGUGACAGUCGUGCCCCCGGGACAGCGGGGCCUGGCAGUCUUCACUUCGAAGUCAGGCUAGGAGCCUGCCCUGCUCAUUAAGCCCACCCCUAUGCCAAGGCUCUUAAACCAGGUUGGGGCUGGAGGCACGUACAGGAGAAAGUGAUGACGCUGGUCAACGGAGGGAGGGAUUAGGAGCGGUGAAAUGCUGCAAGAACAGUAAAAGUGCCCUCAUGGCA